This is a messenger RNA of Recurvomyces mirabilis, 858 nucleotides long. RefSeq lists its product as uncharacterized. The record is from RefSeq and is a predicted model, not a curated record. Bases 1 to 858 code for a protein of 285 amino acids. The transcript is spliced from 2 exons. NCBI's taxonomy places the organism in Eukaryota, Fungi, Ascomycota, Dothideomycetes, Mycosphaerellales, Teratosphaeriaceae.
AUGCCGCCAAGAGCAAGGACUAAGAAGACUGCCUCCGUCGUGACAAGCGCAGCGACGUCUACUACACCUUCGACCGUACCGUCAGCCAUCCAGUCACGCGAUGUCUCCCCAACACCUAAACAGCCCUUCCGCCUCUUCGACUUGCCGUCAGAGCUGCGAGUAAGAAUCUACGAGGAAGUACUACAUGUCCCCAACCCACCCAUCGAUCUCGACCCCCAAAACUAUCGGACCAUCCACCCCCGUCUCGCCCUUUUCCUCAUCUCCCACCGUCUCCAUAACGAAGCCUCCCAAAUUUUCUACUCCCAACCCAUCCUCCUCUACCCCUUCCACGGCCGCUUCUUCCACACCAAGAAGCCCCUCCUCGCUCGCCUCCCAAUACACUACCGCGAAGCCAUAACCACGCUCUGCUGGCGAAUAGGACCAGGAUGGUCAUCACCUCCCAAGAAUCAAAACGCGAACGAGACUCUGGGACUACGAGAGUGUGUGAAUCUGAGAGUGUUAAAACUAUUCGUCGAGAUCGACCCAGCAGAUGGCAUCUUUUCGGGUUUCAGAGGCAAGGGAGCCAAAGAAGAUACGUAUAAAUGGUUCUGCGUGGACCUGCUUCGGGAGAUUUUCGAACAGGUGCCUAGUCUGGAGACGGUUGAGAUCGAUGCUUUUCCUGUGAUCAAGAAGGACUCGCCGCUGGUGGUUGGGUUGAGGAGAUGUAUUGAGGAGAGUGGGUUGAAAUUGAAAUGGGGUCCGCUGAGGGGAUGGGAGGACGAUACCCUUGUGUCGGGUGGGCAUAUUGGGAUUGAGGCUGCGAUGGCUAGUAUGGCUUUGAGGGCGGAGAUGGGUAGGGUUGUGGAGGUGCGGGCGUAG